Sphaeroforma arctica JP610 is the source of this 1628-nucleotide messenger RNA. RefSeq lists its product as hypothetical. The record is from RefSeq and is a predicted model, not a curated record. NCBI's taxonomy places the organism in Eukaryota, Ichthyosporea, Ichthyophonida. The coding region runs from base 1 to 1596 and encodes 531 amino acids. The transcript has 6 exons.
AUGCGUACGAUCCCAUUGACUGUGAUUGAGUCAGUGACGUGUAAGAAGAAUUGGCACACCAAAAUACAAAACAAAGAAAUUCGCGACAAGUGGCGCGCUGAGAUGACAGACAGUGCCAUUUCAACCGACAAUGCAAUGUCUGGGCCUAUCCAUCCGACUGUGCUGGAGUGGGCGUUUGAUGAGCUGCUGCAUUUGGCUGGUACUGUUUGUAAGGCUAAUGGCAUAGCACCGACCACUGCGCCGUAUGUCUAUCAGUCGGACAGUCUCAUCAGUGCGCACUUGUGCUCGCAGUUGAAGCAGUGUGUGCGUGCGUUGGAGAAUUUCACAGACGAUGCGUUGGAUUAUCACCCGGGCACAAAUAAACAGGUGCUUGACUUGAUCCAUCCGUCGCUGUUCUGUUUGAUCAGUAAUCUCUCGCGCGUAGUGCCAGAGCCGUUACCCUUCCGCCCACACAGUGCGUGGCUGCAGAUAUUGGGCAAAGGCGAAGUGUAUGAGAUUCCUAUGCCUGAUCAACGUGGCAGUGAGUAUGCCACGCACAGUGACACCUACCAAUGGCUGCCCAGCGAUAUCACUGUGGGUGCGGAUGGCCAGAGUGUGAGCUUUGAUAGCUACAUAAACAACCUGCACCCGUACGAGCACGAGGGCUUGUACACUUGUCUGGAGGCCAUUCUAGGCCGCUUCAUUCCCAUGUUUGAGCGCGUGCUGACAGACCUGCGCACUCCGUUGGCGCGACGCGAUGACGCGCCAGAAACGGAUGAGCUGUACGGCGAAUUCGUAUACGACGGCGACGGAGACAGCGAAGACGAACGCUAUGAUGAUUGGUACGAAAACAGAGUGCCCAAAAUCAAAGAGGAGAUGAAGAAGUUCGAUGCAACCAAACGCCACGCUGUGUCUGCAGAAACGCUCAGUCUGGCAGGCCGCAAACUGCAGGUGAUAGUGAAAAUGGCCAACGUCCGCCUAGAAGGCCCUGGUGCAGCAUUCGACGGGGGCCACUGGCACGUGGAAGGCAUGGAGAACGAACACAUUGUGAGCAUUGGCAUCUACUACUACGAUGUGCACCCAGGGUUGGGCGAGAGUCGCCUGCAUUUCCGUCAGCCCACCUGCGAGCCUGAAUAUGAACAGGGCGAUACCCAAGGAGUAGAGGCAGUGUAUGGGCUUGUUGACGAGGAAGCUCUGGUGCAGGAUGUGGGUGCAGUGACCACCAUGGAAGAUAGGUGCAUCGCAUUCCCCAAUGUGCUGCAACACAAGGUCCCCGGGUUCACCUGGAAAGAGGGAUACACGCCGAAUGAAGGAGAAGUGGGCGAGAGAAAGAUCUUGGUCUUCUUUCUUGUCGAUCCCACACAGCGCGUUAUCAGCACAGGUGUAGUGCCUCCCCAACAACGCGAAUGGAUGAGCAGCGCCAUGAAAGACAUGAGCGAGCUCACUCAACAUUUCCCACCGGAGAUCGUCGAGCAGAUUGGGAAUAAGCUGGAAUGGCCUUUAAGUUUAGCACAAGCCAAAGAGCAUAGAGAAAAACUCAUGCACGAGCGGAAAUACUUCACGGAUGCGAGCACUGAGCAGUACUUUGAACGACCAUUCUCACUGUGUGAGCACUAGGUUCAUAUAGAGUUCGAUUUUCCCUAUUAAAC